UAUGAACUAAAUCUUUAUGACUAAAUCUUUUAUCUAAUUAAAUGACGUGUUACAACGAAAUUUGAAUUAUUCAAAUAGAUCGAUGAUGUUUUAUUAAUUUCAAUAGUUAUCUAAUUUUUUUUACCUUUUACAUUUAUAAUCUCUCAAUUUGAAGAUCAAUGUGUUUACAUUAUAAAAUAUCUACGAAGGUUAUACAAAGAAGACAGUCCGGUGAUGUGAGCUUUGAACGAAAUUGGGAAGAAUAUAAGAUGGGCUUUGGAGAUGUUUCUACAAGCUACUGGAUUGGAAAUGACAUCAUACACCAAUUAACAAAAGAAAGAAGUAGUUCUCUGUACAUGGAAAUUACUCUCUUCAACGAAACAGUCCUAUAUAUAAAAUAUGAAUUUUUCUUUAUCACCGAUGAAAAGACUGAUUAUAGACUGAAUAUUAGUGGAAAAGCAAAUGGAACUUUGGAAGACAGGAUAAGGAAUGUUCCACCAACAGACAUGAUCAAUGGGGCAAGAUUUAGUACUUAUGACAGGGAUAACGACCAAGCCAACACGUUGAGUUGUGCUGCUAAACACCAGGGAGGAUGGUGGAACAAUUAUUGCCAUGAUGUGUACCUUAAUGGUCCGUAUGGCUCUGCUGAGUGGCCUCAACCUUGGUUUCCACUCUUAUCUGAUGGAUCUAACAUUACCAAUACAAGAAUGAUGAUCAGGAAUGAAAAAAAGUCAUAAUAUAAAGUUUGUCAGCGAGGAUUCCCUCAAAAGCACUGUCUAUGCAUGCGAUUUAUUCUUAAUUGAUGUGAAUCUUCCAGAAUGUUAAAAAGUUCAAUUUACCUCUGCUGUUGAGGCAUAUUUCUUUUCUGUGUUAUACAUUAUUAUUUAAAAGGUUUUGCUUCAGACAUUUCGUUGCACAAGUAAGUACUGCUGAGAGGUCAUAGUUACGUACUAAGUAAACCAUUUUCUGAAAAAAGAAUAGAAAACAACUAGACUUCACUUAUGAUAAAUUACGGGGAAACAACAGUCUGUGGUCUAUAACAGCAUGUUAAAUUUUUUUUAAAACCUUCCCAAUGGUCAUGUCUCUUUUUGAUUGUUGGCUUCAACAUUUGUAAUUGCAUUUUCCCCGAAAA
Molecule: messenger RNA, 1111 nt
Organism: Saccostrea cuccullata (small rock oyster)
Lineage: Eukaryota; Metazoa; Mollusca; Bivalvia; Ostreida; Ostreidae
Product: ryncolin-1-like
Exons: 3
Coding region: 159-716 (185 amino acids)
Source: RefSeq, a predicted model, not a curated record